AAAGCAUGGUAGCAGAAGAAGAAAGAAAUGUCGACCGUUAAAAUAACACCAGUCGCGUAUUCUCUCUCAUCAUCAACCUUUCAAACGUCAGAUAAUCUCAAACCCCCAUUUUCAUCACCACAAUCGCACCAUUUUUACUCAGAAUUUCAAGCAUUCUACCAGAAGAUCUCUUACUUUUUCAAUGGCUUCUUCGGAUCCUCUCCAAAUUUGUGUCAAGGAAUCUAUCACCACUCCCAACAAGCUUGGCGAUUGUCCAUUUUGCCAAAGAGUGUUGUUAACUUUGGAAGAAAAGCAUCUCCCAUAUGAUAUGAAGCUGGUUGACUUAACUAACAAGCCAGAGUGGUUUACAAAAAUCAAUCCAGAGGGUAAAGUACCUGUGGUGAAAUUCGAUGAAAAAUGGGUUGCAGAUUCAGAUGUCAUUGCAAAGUCCCUAGAAGAGAAUUUCCCAAACCCACCUUUGGCAACCCCUCCCGAGAAGAGUUCAGUUGGUUCAAAGAUUUUUCCUGCGUUUGUUGGCUUCCUUAAAAGCAAGGACCCCAGCGAUGGAAAAGAGCAGGAAUUACUUAAUGAGCUCAGUUCCUUCAAUGAUUACCUGAAAGAAAAUGGGCCUUUUAUUAACGGGGAGAAGAUCUCUUCUGCGGACCUAUCUCUCGGACCAAAGCUUUACCAUAUGGAGAUUGCAUUGGGAAAUUACAAGAAUUGGUCUGUUCCAGAGUCACUUCCCUAUGUGAAGUCUUACAUGAAGAAUAUAUUUUCCAGGGAUUCAUUUGUGAAAACAAUUGCAUCACCAGCGGAUGUCAUUGCUGGUUGGGCAAAACACAUAAGCUGAAGCUGUCCAAGAUUUACGGUCACUGGUUUCUUGUGCAGAAGAUGAGAGCCUUGGUGUGAAUUGUAUUGUCUCCGUAAGCGAUUUUGGCAGAGCUUGUAAUCGCUUAAAUGUAAAUUAUCUGAAGUAUAGUGAAGACUAUUUUAACUUCUCUAUGAAAAACGUUUUAACUUCUUAGUCUAAA
This is a messenger RNA of Chenopodium quinoa (quinoa), 1010 nucleotides long. RefSeq names its product glutathione S-transferase DHAR3, chloroplastic-like. Gene Ontology annotation, biological process: ascorbate glutathione cycle; protein glutathionylation; cellular oxidant detoxification. NCBI's taxonomy places the organism in Eukaryota, Viridiplantae, Streptophyta, Magnoliopsida, Caryophyllales, Amaranthaceae. Gene Ontology annotation, molecular function: glutathione dehydrogenase (ascorbate) activity. The record is from RefSeq and is a predicted model, not a curated record. The transcript is spliced from 6 exons. The coding region runs from base 182 to 829 and encodes 215 amino acids.